AUGACUCGGCGAUGCUCUAACUGCAGCAACAAUGGCCACAACUCACGAACAUGUCCAUCUCGCACUGUCAAGCUUUUCGGUGUGAGGAUGAGCAUCACCGACGGUGGAUCCAUCAUGAAGAAGAGCGCCAGCAUGGGCAACCUCUCCUCCUCCUCCUCCGCCGCCGCCGCCGCUUCCCCCUCCUCCGACGGCUACUUGUCCGAUCACCCCUCCUCUUCCCCUCUAAGAAAGAAAGGUGUUCCAUGGACUGAAGAGGAACAUCGAAUGUUCUUGAUUGGUCUCCAGAAUCUGGGCAAAGGAGACUGGCGUGGAAUAGCACGUAAUUUUGUUGUGUCAAGGACCCCUGCUCAAGUUGCAAGUCAUGCCCAGAAAUACUUUAUCAGACAGAGUAACGCUACCCGAAGAAAGAGACGUUCAAGUCUUUUUGACAUGAUUCCAGAUAUGGCUUCAGAUCCACCUUCCGUGCCAGAAGAACAAGUACUAUUGCCACCUUCUGAGAAUGCACAGCCUAGUAACGCAGAAUCACAGCCUUCAUUAAAUCUCUCUCUCAAGUCAGAUUUUGAACCAAUGGAAACUACUUCUCAAGAAAAUGUGGAAGAGCCCAAUGAAACUAUGAUUGGAUCAAAUGGAGAGAUACCAGUGCCUCCUGAAUUCUUCCCAACUUAUUUACCUCUCCCAUUUUCCAUAUGGCCAUCAAAUGCAGCUUCCUUUGAAGAAGUUAACGGAGCUGAAACAUUGCAUCAUCGGGUCCUCAAGCCAAUCCCGGUCAUUCCCAAGGAACCUGUGAAUGUUGAUGAACUCGUGGGAAUGUCUCAGCUGAGUAUUGGUGAAACACAGGUACGUGAUAGAGAGCCUUCUCCACUUUCCUUAAACUUGUUAGGAGAGCCGUCAAGGCAGUCAGCAUUUCAAGCAAAGACUCCAGUUGGAGGUUCUGAUAUAUAG
Molecule: messenger RNA, 942 nt
Organism: Gastrolobium bilobum
Lineage: Eukaryota; Viridiplantae; Streptophyta; Magnoliopsida; Fabales; Fabaceae
Product: transcription factor MYBS3-like
Exons: 3
Coding region: 1-942 (313 amino acids)
Biological process (GO): response to gibberellin; response to ethylene; response to auxin
Molecular function (GO): zinc ion binding; DNA binding
Source: RefSeq, a predicted model, not a curated record